This is a messenger RNA of Lathyrus oleraceus (garden pea), 644 nucleotides long. Its product is annotated as histone H2AX. Gene Ontology annotation, molecular function: structural constituent of chromatin; DNA binding; protein heterodimerization activity. The record is from RefSeq and is a predicted model, not a curated record. Gene Ontology annotation, cellular component: nucleosome. Bases 96 to 518 code for a protein of 140 amino acids. Lineage: Eukaryota; Viridiplantae; Streptophyta; Magnoliopsida; Fabales; Fabaceae. The transcript has 2 exons.
UGAUUAAUCAAUCCGUACUCGCCUUCUAACUCUUCUGCUUCUCGUUCUCUCAAUUCCAAAGGUUUUAGGGUUUCUCUUUUUACCAUCGAUUCAAAAUGAGUUCCACUGCUAACACCAAGGGCGGUCGAGGCAAGCCAAAGACUGCCACCAAAUCUGUUUCAAGAUCCUCAAAGGCCGGACUUCAAUUUCCGGUAGGUAGAAUCGCAAGAUUCCUCAAGGCUGGAAAAUACGCCGAACGCGUUGGUGCCGGUGCUCCCGUCUACCUCUCCGCCGUUCUUGAAUAUCUCGCUGCCGAGGUUUUGGAAUUGGCUGGGAAUGCGGCCAGGGACAACAAGAAGAAUCGAAUUGUUCCAAGGCACAUUCAACUCGCUGUUAGGAACGAUGAAGAACUUAGCAAGCUUUUGGGAACUGUAACCAUUGCCAAUGGAGGUGUUUUGCCUAAUAUUCACCAGACUUUGAUACCUAAGAAAGCUGGAAAGGGAAAAGACGAAAUUGGAUCUGCUUCUCAAGAAUUUUAGGGUUUCUCUGCCUCCUUGUUGACUAGUCUUAGUCUAUUUUGCCCGGAUAUUAUAUGUAAUUUACAAAAUAUUCUUUGUUCUUAAGAAAAUUGAAAGUCUAUUUCUAAUGGUAAAAAUCUUGAUAUA